Ustilago hordei is the source of this 1527-nucleotide messenger RNA. RefSeq names its product putative 4-aminobutyrate aminotransferase. NCBI's taxonomy places the organism in Eukaryota, Fungi, Basidiomycota, Ustilaginomycetes, Ustilaginales, Ustilaginaceae. The transcript has a single exon. Gene Ontology annotation, biological process: GABA catabolic process. The record is from RefSeq and is a predicted model, not a curated record. Bases 1 to 1527 code for a protein of 508 amino acids. Gene Ontology annotation, cellular component: mitochondrion. Gene Ontology annotation, molecular function: pyridoxal phosphate binding.
AUGAUCACCGCAAGGUCAUUCGCUGCGGCGAGGGCAUGCGCUCGCUCGCCGCUCCUCCGUCCAGUCCAGCAUCAGCGACGAUCUCUGGCCACUGUCUCCUCAACUCUCUUUCCCGGCGAGCCUUCAGCUCCUCACCUUGUGACCUCCGCCAUCCCAGGACCCAAGUCGAAGGAGCUCAGCGAUGGUAUUGGCACCUUCCAAGAGAACCGUGCACAUGGUUUUGUCGUCGACUACGCUAAAUCUCAAGGCAACUGGAUCGCCGACGCUGAUGGCAAUGUCUUGCUCGACAUGUUUGCUCAGAUUGCCUCUAUCGCCAUUGGCUACAACAACCCUGACCUCAUUGCUCUUGCAAAGACCGACGAGUUCAUCACCGCUACCAUGAACCGUGCCGCUCUUGGCUCUUUUCCUCCCACCAACUGGCAGGAGCUCGUCGAAACCGGCUUGGGCACCGUCAAACCUAAGGGCCUGUCCCAGGUGAUGACGGCAAUGUGCGGCUCAUGUGCCAACGAGAUCGCUUUCAAGGCAGCCUUCAUGGCCUACCGCGCUCGCGAGAGAGGUGACAAAGCCGACUUCACCGCCGACGAGAUGCAAAGCUGCAUGAAGAACCAGUCACCCGGUAGUCCCGACCUUUCCAUUCUCAGCUUCACCAGCGCCUUCCACGGCCGUCUCUUUGGUUCCCUCUCAGCAACCCGAUCCAAGGCUAUUCACAAGCUCGACAUUCCUUCCUUCAACUGGCCCGUCGUUGCAUGGCCGGAUGUCAAGUAUCCCUUCUCGCAGAAUGCAAGGGAGAACGUCGAGGCCGAGAAGGCAUCGCUUGCUGCUGUGGAAGAGGCCAUUGUCAGCUCGACCAAGGCUGGCUCGUCUUACGGUCCUGUUGCUGCUCUCAUAGUCGAGCCCAUUCAGUCGGAAGGUGGAGACAAUCACGCUUCGCCAGCCUUUUUCCAGGGUCUGCGGGACGUAACCAAGAAGCACGGUGUCUUCCUGAUUGUCGACGAGGUUCAGACAGGUGUUGGAGCUACGGGUUCAUUCUGGGCACACGAGCGCUGGAACUUGGCAACUCCACCAGACUUUGUCACCUUCUCCAAGAAGAUGCAGGCUGCCGGCUUCUAUCAUAAUGUCGAGUCUCGUCCAUCCCUGCCUUACCGCAACUAUAACACUUGGAUGGGCGAUCCCACGCGUACCCUGCAGGCUCGUCAGAUCAUUCGCACAAUCCAAGACCAUGGCCUCGUCAAGAAGACGGAUGAAGUCGGCAACUACGUCUACAAGGCGCUCUAUGACAUGAUCGAGAACGGUGCUGGGCGCGGCAAGGUCGAGAAGCUCAGAGGUGAGAACGCGGGUACUUUCUUGGCGUUUGACGGCAAUACACCCGAGGUGCGAGACAAGCUGAUCAUGGAGAUGAGGAAGCAAGGUAUUCACAUGGGCGGUUGUGGUGAGAAGGCUGUCCGAUUGAGGCCAAUGCUGGUGUUUGAGCAGAAGCAUGCUGAUCUCUUCCUUGAGAAGCUUGAAAAAGCUUUCGGCCAACUGUAA